Messenger RNA from Ostertagia ostertagi, 402 nucleotides. The record is from the annotation of a GenBank genome assembly. NCBI's taxonomy places the organism in Eukaryota, Metazoa, Nematoda, Chromadorea, Rhabditida, Trichostrongylidae.
AUGGCGAUCGAACCAAAAUCAAAUUUGAAUAUGGCGUCCAUAAUUCCGGAUUCCAUUCGGUUGCCUCUCGACGCGUACCUGAAGACCCGAUCAGCAGUUGAUUUCCUUUCAGCGUUGCCCGGCAUGCUGCAGAUAUCAGAAACACCCGGCUCUAAAUACAACAGCACAGUGAUGAAUGCGAUGGUGUUGUACGUUGGAAUGAAAGCCAUUGAAAGCUUGCAUGAGCGACGACAACGUAUCUCGAUUCACACGAUUGCGCACACAGCAUUCAUGGAUAUUUUCCAAAAUCUUGCUGUCCAGUUGUGUACAGAAGGUCGGUUUGUCAGCAAAGACAGUUGUUUGUGUCCGUUAGGUCUGGACGGACAUACGCCGCCCGGAUCGGACGCGACAAAUUUGCUCUAG